Fusarium proliferatum ET1 is the source of this 1440-nucleotide messenger RNA. RefSeq lists its product as uncharacterized. The transcript has a single exon. Gene Ontology annotation, molecular function: pyridoxal phosphate binding; carboxy-lyase activity. The record is from RefSeq and is a predicted model, not a curated record. Lineage: Eukaryota; Fungi; Ascomycota; Sordariomycetes; Hypocreales; Nectriaceae. Gene Ontology annotation, biological process: amino acid metabolic process. The coding region runs from base 1 to 1440 and encodes 479 amino acids.
AUGAACUCUUUUGGCCCCCCAGACCAAGGUGCAGAACUAGACUCACUAAGCUCUACCUUCCAAGCCGCCUUCGAUCGGAUCUUCCAGGCUACCCAGAAGGUCGGCGAAGACCCUCUCUUACGAGUAGCCGGAGGAACUGAGGUCUCUCAACUCAAAGCAAUCAGCACUCCUGGCGGUGCUCACUCCGUGGAGGCAGCCAUUGAGGAUGUGUUCACCAUCUCUGACUAUCGAAUGCGAAUGAACCAUCCCAAGUGUUUCUGCUUUGUUCCAGCACCUACCUCGCCACUUUCUUGGAUAGGUGAUUGUCUGUCUAGCGCUUUCAACUCUUUCGCUGGAUCGAGACUGCAGGGCUCUGGUGUAGCUAUUGUUGAGCAGACGCUGCUGCAAUGGCUGUCAGCCAAAGUUGGACUUCCAGAUACGUCUGGAGGUAUCUUUGUCUCAGGAGGCUCUAUGGCAAACAUGAGCGGCAUGGUACUUGCAAGGGAAUGUAUAUUGGAGCCCGAUUCUGAACACCUGGGCGUCGCAUAUCUCUCUGAUCAGACACACCAUUCUGUCAAGAAAGCCCUCCGCAUAAUUGGUAUCAGGAGGAGUCAAAUUCGAGUUGUUCCAACUAAUGAAUGCUUUCAAAUGGACGUGAGUGCCUUGAAAGAUGCCAUCAAAGCGGACCGCGAGGCUGGUCUGAAGCCUUUUGUAAUAGUGGCGACAUGCGGGACAACAAACACUGGGAGCAUCGAUCCACUGGAGGUGCUCGCCCAGUUACGCGAUGAGGAGAACAUUUGGCUCCAUGUUGAUGGUGCAUAUGGCGCGUCAGCUUCCCUGGCUGCAACUCGAAGCUCUGUCGCCAACGGUCUUGGAUCGGCAGACAGUAUCUCUUGGGAUGCACACAAAUGGCUGUUCCAAACAUACAGUUGCAGUCUCAUCCUUUUGAGAAACAAGAUCAGCUUGGUCAAAGUUUUCAACAACGACGGCGACUAUCUUCGCGAUGCUCUCGAUGACGAAGAGAUGCCCAACUUUUGGAACCUUGGCAUGGAAUUAACACGUCCCUCACGAGCGCUGAAAUUAUGGUUCACCCUACGAGUCCUCGGCGUGGACAGAUUUGGGAAGAUGAUUGAUCACGGGUUCCAUCUGGCAGAAAUUGCUGAAGCCGAGAUUUUAAAGUUGUCAGAUUGGCAACUCACAAGUCGGGCGAGUAUGGCGAUAGUGACAUUCCGAUAUGCACCUGCGGGAAAGACUGAGGAGGAUUUGGAUGAACUGAACGCUGCGAUCUCAAAACAUUUGGUUGAAAAUAAUAUUGGGUUGGUUUUGACUACAAAGCUACGCGGGAGAGUCGUUCUGAGGAUCUGCUCUAUCAGCCCAGUGCUUGGCGGGGACGAGAUGGUGGAGGUUAUUCGGCAGACUAGCGAGGUUGCACAGCUCAUUUCUAAACAGUGCAGUCAAUAA